Messenger RNA from Malaya genurostris, 2608 nucleotides. It is a transcript of the gene sens-2, whose product is annotated as fez family zinc finger protein 1. The coding region runs from base 376 to 2031 and encodes 551 amino acids. NCBI's taxonomy places the organism in Eukaryota, Metazoa, Arthropoda, Insecta, Diptera, Culicidae. The transcript has 8 exons. The record is from RefSeq and is a predicted model, not a curated record. Gene Ontology annotation, cellular component: nucleus. Gene Ontology annotation, biological process: regulation of transcription by RNA polymerase II. Gene Ontology annotation, molecular function: RNA polymerase II cis-regulatory region sequence-specific DNA binding; DNA-binding transcription factor activity.
UCACAUCGAACUCUGUUAGAGGCGUACACACAGCGGUCGGAGUGUCCGCCGAGUUUCCGUGUUUACAGUGCAGAAGUAGCACUUCGUGGCGGAAGUUCGCGAUUUUUAUGUGGUGUUUGUUCGCUCCGUCGAUGGAAUGAGAUUUGUGCAACCGGGAGUGACUUUGUGAUUUCAUGUGAUUUUAGCGUUUAACGAGGUCACAGGUGGACGAUAAUUAUUCCGUCAUUAAGUAAUGCGUAGCUGUGACACAACAUGGACUGUUUUGGCAAAGUUAUCAGACGCGGUUGAAAAUAUAGCAGGUUCACUUCGAAUCGAAUAUACGGGCUAAUUUAUCGUUUGAGAUCUGAUUAAACCAAUAUAAAACAUCUAAUCAAAAUGAUGGAAGUGAGCGAAGUUCCGCAGCAACAACAGCAGCAGCAAUCGCAGUUGCCGUUGGAUUUUAGUGUGACCAUGGUUAACAUCAAGCUGAAUAAUUUGAACGUGAACUUGAACACAAACAACAAUAGUAUAAGUAUACUGAAUAAUAACAAUCCCAAUCAUGGUGGUCUAGGAACUAGUGGCACCGGAAGUGGCCAACGGGAUGCGAUGGGUUCCUUACUAGUUGCCCAUCAUAACCACCAUCAUCAUCAACAACAGCAGAACGGCGGUGGGAAUAGUAAUGGCAACAGUGCUGCCCUCACCAGUGCAUUCAAAGUGGUGAUGCCUCGAGAAAAAGCCGACGUAACUGCAAACGGACUCUCGCCUCUGCUGAUCAACAACGAAUUGUUGGUGAACCAUUACCGACGAUUGCUACAUCCGGCUGCGGUAUCACGACUUCCCAACGGUACCAACUCCACCGCAUCCGGAUAUGAUGAAUGUGUGGACGUGCAAAAAGUCAACCGUGAUGAAAUCAAAUUCGGCAUCAGUCGGUUGGUGAAAAACGAAUCGGAGGACGAGGACAAUAACAAUGUGUACCACCAGCAAAAUCACGUGACGAAUGCCUCCUCCAACGGGUAUGACUCGAGUAGUCUCAGUGUGCGGUCCCGGUCCCGAAGUAGGUCGAGAUCACGCGACCGUUCCACCAGAUCUAGGUCUUCGUCGAUCGAGUUGGAAGUGGAUUCACCACCGCCUCCUCGGAUCAGCAGUAUGUCACCGACGACGGACAUUCCGCAUAUUCCGAAAAAUUCGGAAGCUUUCUCGGUGUCGGCCUUGCUGAAGCGGGAAGAUGAACCGAAAUCCAAGUCGCCUUUGUCAAAUGGCUCGUUUGAGUGCGUGAGCAGACCAAAUUAUAGUCAGUUUUACGAACAAAGUUUGCUGAAUCGACCACUGUUUCACCCGUUCCCGUUUUUCGCCAUGCUUCAGCAGCAAGGUCACCAAUUGAAUCCCGCCUUAAGCAACUAUCACCCUUCGACACCGGAAGACAUCCUUCGAUUGCGGCAUUUCAUGGCUCAGAAUGCAGUGGCCGUGGCUGGUGGAGCAGGUGGUGGUGGCGGUGGUGGUGGUGGAUCGAAUGGACCAACCGUCGCCCACCUGGACUUUGGUCAUCCCCAUCAUCCACAUCACCUGCUGAUGCGACCAGAAGUGCAUGCGCGGAGAUCCCACAAUGGUAAACGGCCGUACGCCUGUGAGCUGUGCAACAAAACCUUCGGUCACGAGAUUAGUUUAAGUCAACAUAGAGCUGUGCAUAGUGUAGAGAAAGUGUUCGAGUGCAAGCAGUGCGGGAAGGCGUUCAAACGAUCCAGCACCUUAUCAACGCAUUUGCUGAUCCACAGCGACACCCGCCCGUAUCCGUGUGGAUUCUGUGGGAAACGAUUUCACCAGAAGAGCGACAUGAAAAAACAUACCUACAUCCAUACCGGCGAAAAACCCCACAAAUGCCAGGUAUGCGGAAAAGCGUUCAGUCAAAGCUCGAAUCUGAUAACCCACUCGCGGAAGCACACCGGCUACAAACCGUUCCAGUGCGAGCUAUGCCACAAAGCAUUCCAGCGCAAGGUGGACCUUCGGCGUCACAAGGAAACCCAGCACACCGAGCUCCGGCCGAUGGUCAACUAACCGAAGGCCCUACCGGAAUUCACGCUCUGCUCGCCGACGCUGGUUGCUGCUGCUGCUUCCGGUAAUACUACCGGCGGUACCGCAUUCCUACCGGGGACCGUCAGCACCGAGGGUGAAUUCAUCGUGAUCGACUGAGAAUCAAAACAAAAAAAAAGACGGUGUACAGCGUAGUAUCGGCUAGAAUCCGUUAGAUCGUAGACCGAAUCCUGCAUAAAUGUUGAAUGUGUAAAUUUGUACAAAAUAUAAUCUAAGCCAGCUAGCAGAAUGUUUGGAGAUAUAUUUUCUCUUUGUUAAAUUACCUUUUAGUUGUAAACAUUUCCAUUAACCGUACUGUUCGCUAGUAGUUAGGUAGUUUUAAUUGUCUCAAUUUCAUACCAAAAAGUACGACCGAGUUUGUAAAGUUGGAAGCUAAAUCCUCGCUAUGUAGACCAGCAUUGAACCAAUAAUCCUUCCCUGAGCUGUGCAUUGCACAAACCCCGGUCAAGUUCGACUAUGUUUGUAAAGAUCAACCACAAAAUUCUACGAUAAUUGUAACAAAUCUCUGAGAAACGGACGACAGUGGAAAAUAAAAAUUAAU